CAAGAAGAGAUCCAAAAGGGAAUCGAUUUCUUUAGUUAAAACCACUGUGCCUAUGGGACCUAUCGGCGACAUCAAUAGCCGACUUAAGGCAAUCAAGUAAAGAGACAUCGAGUUUCAAAUAUUCUAGAAAGUUGAGCAGAGUUUGAAUUAAGAUCGAUAAGUCAACCGUAAUUCAGCAGAUGUACUUUUGUGGUCCACUCGCCUGAGUGAUAAUAUGAAUAUAACAGUCGCCUGCCAAAGAAGCUUUUAUUAAAGUACGACAUAUUGCGCAUAACAUGCGCAAUGCAAGGAUACUUUAAAGGGCACAUUGACACGACAGCAGCAGCGAAAUCUGUUAAAAAAACAUUUAGCAGACUAUACAUAAAACAACCAUAUGACACAGGUCGUGACUUCAUCGAAUAGGCCUACAUGCCAAUAUAAAGGGCGGAUAAGGAGAGGACGGAUUACCAAGUGCCUUAAAACUUUGGCUUUCACAUUGACGAUUUUUUCAAGUCUUCAGUAACCUUAGUUGUCUGGAAAUACGUAACAGUUCUAGGACGGAUGUCAUAAUAGUUUAUAAAUUUAAUAGCGAUGGAAUUAUGCACUUUUAUUCCAGUAAAUGAAACGACUUACUGAAAUUAUUAUUCGCUAAAUUAUGACGUAGGACUAUUAGUCAAAUCAUAAUUCGGUAUUCUUCGCCGUGUUUGUUGUUUUAAGCAGUUGAUGUUGCAGCAUACACUGAGGUAUAGUGCAAGGACAAUGAGAAUAAUUAUCGGACUAGCAUAUAAUGCUUUCUUUCUAAUUACGAUAAAUGAAUUCUAUAUUGCGUGUUGUGCACAUGUCCGUCCCCUUCAAAUAUGACGAAUUUUUUUAAAAGGCGAUUGCUCUACUGAUCGGUUGCAGACGUUUGAGUUGUACAAAACGAAACAUUACGCUCAAGAAGAUUCGAUAUGUCUAAGGAAUUAAAAACUAUAGGUUAUUAUUUUUGUAAAUACUUUGAGGAAGAAGAAUACUAACCGAUAACUGUCACAAUCAUCUUGUAGCCUAUGCCUACAUAAAAUAUUCAUAUGGUACGUUCUGAGUGACAUUCAUUUCAUUACAAGUUUUACUAAAAUGGCAACAACGGUUGCAUAUACACAAACACAGGAGUUUGAAGAGACGUCGUCGACAGUAGAUUGGGUGAUCGUUUUAGAAGUUGUGCUUGGAGUUAUUGGAACUGUCGGCAAUUCUGUCAUUUGUGCUGUUAUUAUUCGAGUUAAAUCUAUGCACUCUUUAACUAAUUAUCUAAUCCUGAGUCUAGCAAUUGCCGAUCUUCUGUCCUCGAUAUUACUCAUUGUGAACGUCUUUCCAGUUGAAGCUGCUUACCUAGAUGUCCCUGAUUCAGCGAUUUUAGCGGAAUUAUUUUGCCGUUUUUACAACAAUCUCUUUUUCUUUUGGGUCUGUUUGACAGCGUCAGUUUUUAACUUAGUUUGCGUGACGAUAGAAAGGUUUUUCGCCCUUGUGUUCCCUCUGUACUACGAACGUCAUUUCACGUCGGGAAAAGUUUGGGUGAUGAUAGCUGGCACGUGGGUUGUGUCCUUUAUUCAAGAGUUUGCUGCUCCGUUCGUCAAUUCUUAUGAUUCAGAUAUUCACCAAUGUACAUACGGGUUCCCAGACACGGCCUCACAACGAUUGAAUGGCGUCUUAAUAUUCUUAAUAUCGUACUUGAUUCCACUUAUCUUCAUGAUAUAUUCUUAUAAUAGAAUUCUUCAAAAUCUUAAGAUUGACGCUGGGAAACAAAGUCCCAUGAACGCAGCGCAGGCAAUGACGCUUUUAAAUGCACGCAAACGCGUCAUAUCAGUUUUGUUGAUAGUACUAGGCGCUUUCUGUGUGCUAUGGACACCAAAUCAAGUUGUGUAUCUAUUCCAAAACUUUGAUAUAGAGUUGGUAGCCGUGUCGUCGGUAUGGUAUAAGGUGUUCAGACUGAUGGCACAGAGUAACUCGGUUGUAAAUUCGUUCAUAUAUGGUUACAAGUAUAAAAAGUUUCGCAAAGCAGUUAGAUUACUAUUUGGAAGAUACUUCUGCUCCAAUGAAGUGGGUUUGGAUGACAUAGGAACAACAGGUUCAUUUUAGUACCGUACUCUUAUAUGUUUAUAAUUUCAAUGUAUUCCUAUUUUUAUAAAAGGACAAAACUUGGGAUAGGGCUAGUUAAAAAAGCUAAUUUAUUUAUUAAAAACAUUAAUUACUGUAGGCCUAAACGUAACGAAACAAAGUCAAAUCUUUAUCACAGUUAAUGUAUUUUAAUACCUACCUAGUAAAAUGAUCAGAGAAAUAGAUAGUCCCUGCAUAAGAAGCAAACGCCAUCACACCGACUUCGUAUGGUUGGGAAACCCACUUCGUUCAAAAGUUGAAAACUGUACUAUUUAAAUACUUGAUUCAGGCAGGGAUCAUACGCUGCUAAAAUCAAAUUCCUGUCGUGCAGGUCUGACAGAGAUUUAUGACGCGUGUACUAGCUAAAACGCAUGUACAACUAUGCAUACACAAACUUUCCACCCUGUUUACUAUAAAACAAAGAGGCUUGUGCAGGUGGUAAUAUUUAUUUGGACUUGCACUUGUACAUCAGUGGCACACUUUGAAAAACAAAGGUGUGUCCGAAAAACAAAACUUAUACAAAUAAUAUUAGGCCUAGAAGAUAGGGCCUACAUCAAAUUACAAGAACAGAUAAAACUGCAGGUUUGGGUCAUUAUUAAUUUGUUUUUGUCGCCCAGAUUGUUCGAUAAUUCUUUGUCUACCUUUUGUAUGUAUAAGCUGUGAACAUUUGUUAAUAUCCAGGAGAUUUUCAAAUUCUGGGAGAAAAUGUGGAGUAUCCUGGAGACAGGUGGAUGAACCAAAAUUGCUGGAGACUCCAGGGCAAUUUAGUGCUCUUAGUGAGGAAAUCGCAUACCGGUACCGUGUAAUCUUUGAUUUUCUUCAACUUGAUCUGUGAUAGGGAACAAUAUUACGAACAAGUACUUCGGUGAUGAAUACUGUAUUGAUUUACAGUUCGUACAACUCAUUGACGUUCGAUAUAUUGCAAUGCCUGUUGUACCGAUACCGGAGCACCAUAUUAAGCUGAAGUUCGCCGUUUACCUGAAUACUACCAGACUGGUGGAAACUAUACAGAAUAUCAACAUGGAAUGGAGCAGCAUCACUCCGCCGGCCCUAUGCACAUCACCACAUUGUUAGUGGACCGUUUUAAUUAUAUUGAUAUAAGAGUUUGUGUAGCUUUGUUUGUAUUCAAACCGUAAUUAUACUGUAGGCCUACGAACUACCGAAAAACCAGCUUUCACUGUAUACACUAUUCUUGUACUACCUCUUCCGGUAUGUUUUGUAUACAUAUUAUAACGUGACAUUAUGUAAGAAAAUAGGUAUUACAGUAUUUGAAAUGUUAUGGGUAUAAUUAUUACGUAAAAAUACAGGUGUAAGUUAAUUGUGUAAUAUUAUGUGAUAAUAUUUAAUUGAAAUACUGUUUAUGAAAAUUGUAUGACACUUCUUCAGUUUCAAUGCAAAAUUGUGCUUUACAACAUAACCAAAUAAGGCAGUUGUAAAUGAGCAUGUGUAUAGUUUAAUGUGAUAGUUAUGUAUAUAUGAAGAUAUUGCAACAGCAGUAGACUCAAAAAGACGAUGGUUUGUAGGUUUAUUUGGGUGUUAUAGAAAAAAAGUUAAAUGGUCAAUUUUAAAAGGCCACAUAGGUAAAAAAAGCAUUAUAGAAUUGUGGUGUUCUGAACUUGAGUUGUAGAAAUGUGAUCAUCUAGUGAAUAAUUUAAUGAAUGAUUGACUAUUUUGAGGAAUAUGUGUCUUGUCUUCAGGUUUGUCUUUGAUGCAUGCUUUGUAAUGUUUAUGAACUUAUUUGAUAGCAAUAAUGACUCAUCAUGUACGUCAUUUCCACGUCACAAAUGGUUUUUCUUUUUCAAAUACUUACUAAUAUCGGUGUUGUUAUAUUGUUGAAGAAUAAUUAAAUACCUAGAGAGAGUUGCAUUAAAUCAACAACUGUAGUAUAUCUGUCCAUAUAAAAUGAUGAAAUUUCAAAAUUGUACGAUGCUAUUUAAUUCGUAAAUUAAAAAAAACAAAAAAAAAAAACAUUUAAGUGGGUGAAAGUGUAGUCACACCUCCAUAAAAAUAAAUAAAAAAAAAAUUAAAAUAAAAAAAAAGGGAAUGUGAUGCAUGCUUUGUAUUUUUUAUUAACUUAUUUGAUAGCAAUGACGACAAAUCAUUAUGUCAUUCGUCUGUUUCCACGUCACAAAUCGUUUUUCUUUUUCAAAUAUUUACUAAUAUCGGUGCUGUUAUAUCGUUGAAGAAUAAUUAAAUACCUAGAGAGAAUUGCAUUAUGAGAAAGAAACCCAAAAACAUUCAAGUGGGUGAAAGUGUAGUCGCACCUUCAUAAAAAUAAAUUAAAAAUAAAAUUCAAAUAAAAAAAAAAGAAAAGGGAAAUGUGUUAAUGGAAACGUGUGGUGCAGCGUGUUAGGCAUUUGGCUUUCAAUCGGAAGGUUGGGGGUUCAAGACCUACGCUCAUCACACUACUUGUGUACUUGGGUAAGCCACUUUACAAGUUAAAAGAUACAAGUCAAUUUUAUUGUCAAAACAACAAAUUCUGAGAUAUUUGCUGUACAUAACAUAGCCUCUCUUCACCCAGGAAUAUAAAUGGGUACUUGGUAGGAGAAUUGAGGAAUUAGUUUAGAGUAGGAGAUGAAUGAUUCGGAAUGAAUUAGUAACGCUGAUUUCACGCAUAAUCUCCAGGGUCGAAGAGUUUGCAUGACGUAUUGUAGGACCACUAAAAAGUCAUCUCUGAAUGUGAGAACGUUGAUUUAUUGGUUACAUUGCAGGAUGCAGAUCAACACACGACGUCUCAAAGCCCUGACCUGAGACUGGGUGUAAAUCCUGAACAAUGUCCACUGUACUAACCGCUCUAUACAUGUACUUAUAUGCAUCAACACCUGUACUGCAAUGCACAUGUAUAUAUUGUAUGCAGUAUGUCCAUUUUUUAAUUGACCCCUGUACUAACGCAUCAAAAUUACCAUCUUAAGCAAUUUAUUUCUUCAUUUAGUACAUCUAUUUUGUAGAAUACGGAGUAUAUUCCAGUCUACUUGUAUGCAUGAUCUAUAUGCAGUAAAGAAAUGUGGACUUUUUAAACUAGCAACACUUGUAAUUACAACCAAAACCUGUAUUGCAACACCCUACACCUGCAUUAAGAUCCACCAACACCUGUAUUACAACCGACACCAGUAUUACAACGCACCAACACCUAUAUUACCACCAACCGACACCAGUAUUACAAUGCACCAACACCUGUAUUACCACCAACUGACACCAGUAUUACAAUGCACCAACACCUGUAUUACCACCAACUGACACCAGUAUUACAAUGCACCAACACCUGUAUUACCACCAACCGACACCAGUAUUACAAUGCACCAACACCUGUAUUACCACCAACCGACACCAGUAUUACAAUGCACUAACACAUGUAUUACAGCACACUCAACAGACCAACACCUGCAUUACAAUGCAUGUACAGACACCUGUAUUACUAUCGUCUCUUGUAUUAUAACACAGAUUCCAUUAUAAAACUCAAGUUAAAUCAAUAUUGAUGCAUGGGUGUAGUUUAUUUCAUGCAAAAAAAAUGAAUGCUUUCCCGCAUUUAAGUACCUACAAACUCAAGAUGUGUGCUUUACUAAAUUACUAAAUAAUUAUUCUUAUCACAAAAAAACAAAAAUUAAAAUACAAUGUUCAAUCCUUGAUUUAGCAAAUGUUGGUGGACAAACAUCUAUAUCAUGAUCACACAUCUACCAAAAUACAACACAUACAUCUAACAAAAUAAGAUUUACAAAUUUAACCCUUGAUGAUGUCCUCUGUUUAUCGCAAUGCAUGCUGGGAAAAUCAGCCUGUCAGUUGUCUAAUUCAAUUGUUUUUAACUUCAGAUACACAAAUGGAUAUUUGGAUAUUUCAAUGUGGUCAUGAAUUAUGUUAUGUGAGGUCUUUGCAAAAUGUUCUCACAUCCAACAGAUGUAAAAUUAUAGCUUCAGUUAGUACUAAUAGCUCCGUUUGUAGCGAAACAGAAACAGAGAAAGUUAUGUAAAAGUUUGAUAAAAAAUUAAAAUAUUUUUAAAAGUUGAUUUCUAAAAAUAAGCUCAGAAAUGACAUAUCAUUACAUACAACUAUUCACCAUAAUGCACUGCGAUAAACAUAAUAACAUAUAAUAAUGGUUAAGGGCUAAUUAGAACUAAGCAUAUUGAGUAUAUUUUUUAUAAUCAAUAUCAUAUAACUGAUAAUCUAUAAUUCUUUUUCAAUAUAAUGCCAACCAUAAUGCAGAUACAAUACAUUGCUUUACGAAGCACAAUAAUGUUUUAAAUAAACAUAAACCUCAAUCACUACAUUAUCCUUUUUUACAUUUAUUCUAAUUACAAACAUAUAACAUAUUUUCUAUGUCCUAUAUAGGCCACUACAGAGAGCUGAAUAUUCUCAAUAUAAAAUUGUUUAAUGAAUUAUAAUAAUAUUGCUAAGGUAAGUUAGCCAUAGUUAUGUCCAGAUCCAUGGGGGAUCCAAAAUAAUAUGUUAAAUUGAUAGGAUUUAAAGCCUUGACCAAUCUAUCAAACUUGUGACAUGCCUAAAUAUGGUAAUGAUGACAUCUCAUCAUGACCAUAUAUAGGCACACCAUGACUAUAUAUGGUCAUACAACAGUUUUUUUUUGUCAAAUUGAUAAUCUGGGCAUGGCAUUAGGGAAGGGUAGAAGUCUUGCAAUCUGAGUUUUAUUAAAAUAAGUAAAUAUUUCAACCAAAAUGAGAGUACAAGUAAAAACAAAACCAAUAAAUAAUGCGAAUUAUUACCUGAAACUUAAAAAUACAAUCAGAAAUUACUAAGCAACUUGAUGCAAACAGCAAGUAAAAGUAUUUUGUAAACAGAUUCUAAAAAAAUUGUUUCUUUUCUAGAAUUAUAUAACUGAAAAUAAUCUGUAUUCUACAUCAAGCUGCAGAUGGAAGUAACAGAUUUAACUUCAAAUCAUAGCAGCAUUCAGGCAUCGAUUUAUUCUUUGAAAGUUAAAUUGAGACGGAAAUUACAAAAUUUAUUAUAACAGAAACACCUCUGAUAAAUAGAGAUUUAAUUAUCAAAAAAAAAAAAUAAUACUAAUUUGUGGACAACUCUUGGUUCAUUACCAAAUUUCUGCACUGUUAACUAAUGUAGGCAGACAAACAAUCUAGAAUCGAUACAAAAAAAGCUGAAUAAUAUGAACUUUAAAAGUACUAACAAGAUUAAAGUAUCAUUUCUUUAAGAAGCUGCUGUCAGUUAAACUGAUGGAUUGGGUCCAAUCCACCUGUUGUUCUCUUAGUUUCAAAGGAAAUAUUUCUGAUAACUAUGGAUUUUACAUUAAUAGUGCUUGGGCUUUUAAAUUUAAGUGGAAGAGAACAUAUAACAAAAUCGGGUCAGAGUAUGAAUGUUGAGGUUUAUGCAUCAUACCUAUUAAUUCAUCGUUUACUGUACUUAAAUCCGUAUUCCUUAUUAUGCCCGUAAGUACAAGUGCCUAAUAAUAUAUGCAAAUACUGUGGUGGAUAUGUAUUGGCACCUGUAUUUUAUGUUGAUUAUAAUGUUCUCAUUUCAUAAUGACUACUAGCUAUAUUGAGAUUUCAACCCUCUUGUAAUGACCUAUUUUUAGCAAAUGUAGGCGGACAGUCUUCUUAUAAAUAUACUUUCUACAGAUUAAUAUUUUAUAGAGCACAGUCGAGCAAAAGACAAAACCUAAUUUGUUCACAUUGAUAAUCAGUUUCAUUAAAAAUAUUGUUUCUAUCUGAAAAUAAACAGUACCCAAAAUAUUAGUCUUACUAAUUACACUGAGACUAAUUACUAACAACAUACCAUAAUUUCACAGAUAAUAAGAGUAAAUACAUUUCUUUGUUCUAAAAAAAAUUCUAUGUAGUAUAUUUCUUUGGUGAGGGUAAUAACCAAAAAUUUAUUCCAGUUUUUGAAAAUCUUUCAACCAAACACUAUUUCUCUAAUAAAUUAAAAGUCCUAUUUUAAAUCAAUAAACUAUGUAAAAAAAAUUAUCCCAAUUACCCUCUUAAGUUCCUUAAAAAAUCUCUGAUAAAAAAUUUCUAAUACUGGUAGCUUAACCACCGAAGACAUAAUUCAACUGGCUUGAGGCAUCAAUAUUUUUAGGAAUGGAAAAAUAUAUAUAAGCUUUUAAUGCUUUGUCCCAUUGCACCGAUGAAUAAUAUGAUGUACCUACCACAGGUUUUCAUAAAUCAUGGGUGCAUUGCAUGCAUUAAUUAGAUAUGAUAAAAAAAAACAAACUAAAGGGACGGUCGCAUCAUAGAAUAUUAAACAUGUUUAAUAUUCUCACAACAACCUAAAGAAUGUGCUCGACUAUAAACUGUGUCAAUCUUCGUUGUAAGACGCUGUCUGAUUUGAAACCAAUAUAGAGAACAGUGUGAAAUAUCUAGUAAAACAGCAUAAUAUACCAUUCAAAAAUACAGUGAUAUGAUUAUAAAAGAAACAAAAAAUGU
Molecule: messenger RNA, 8492 nt
Organism: Anneissia japonica
Lineage: Eukaryota; Metazoa; Echinodermata; Crinoidea; Comatulida; Comatulidae
Product: bombesin receptor subtype-3-like
Exons: 2
Coding region: 1093-2091 (332 amino acids)
Biological process (GO): G protein-coupled receptor signaling pathway
Cellular component (GO): membrane
Molecular function (GO): G protein-coupled receptor activity
Source: RefSeq, a predicted model, not a curated record